AUGAAGGCAGCCACAGCGCAGGCUCCACGACCUGACACCAUCGAGGAUUGGUUGAUUCUAGUUCCACAUCUGCUCUCCCCUGAGGGCUGGCAGACCCUCGUGCAGAAGCCUUCCUCCACACUCCAGCAAUCCAGCAGUCCUUGGGGUGAUAUCUUGAUCAAGUACGUGCUUGAGGAUGUCGUGGUUCUACAUCCUCCCGAAGAUCCUGCCCACUUGUUGGUCCGCCCAGAAACACGAGCGUGGAGCUGUGAAUGCGAACCUGACGCAGCAAACUUGGAGGAGAUUCGUCAAGUAAGAGAAAUGCUCGCAUGCUUCGAAACCUACUGGACGGACUGGCCGUGGAUCCGGCUUUGCGACACCUUGUUUGGCAUCCUUUACUCACAGCAUCCCGUUGGCAACUUAUGUUUUGGGCACACGGCACUGCCCGUAACGACAAUUGAACGGGUAAGACGGAACUUUCCAGAGAAGGGUGACUGCUCUCUAACUUGGAGCGAUCAAAGCAAUCCUUUUGUGUGCACAUUGCUGUGUCGUUUGCAAAAGCCUGGGCACUAUACGAUGCAUUUCAUCAUGGGGACCUUAGAAGGCUUCCAGAUGCCCGUUUGGGCAUCGAAUGCUCUUCGGCUGGUAUUAGAUGCAUUCAGAUGCCAGGCGAUUUGCUACUUGAACAGGCCACAGCUUAUCCUGGAGCGGGAGAGGGAUAGGACGCUCUACAUGGUGCUCAACAUGACCAGCUUUGGCAGCAGACCACCUUUGAUCCCUGCUCUGGGUACUGAGACGGGCGACAUGGGGCAGCUGACCAACAUCGAGGCUGGCAAGGAGUUGGGGCUUUCAAAGUGGGUUUCCUACGAUCCCGCCAUGAUGGGCAAUGAUGCGUUCCGCUUGUCGGAGUACCUCCGCCUGUUCUUCCGAAGAGUCGGUGUUCAUGUACACACGUACCAAUCCCUGGAUGGGCAAGAGUUACUGCCGUAUCAGUGUGUAGUGCAGCGGGAGGAAUGGUACGUGGCCAGAGAUCACUUCAAGGCAACUUUUGCCCUGCAGAAAACUGCGUACCGACGUGCCAACGGCGGAACAUCAACACCGAGGUUGGUCGAGGAAAGCACACCACGCUUUUGUCGUGAAGUGGUCGCAAGCUGUCAGAAUCAGACUGGACUUGCAUCUGACGUUUGUGAGCUAGUGGUGCACAAGACUUUCUUCGAACUCCCAGACGAUGUGCGACUUGGCAUGGGCUUUGCAGAUAGAAGGCGCUGUCGCUCAGUAUCACCUGUUCGCUGA
Symbiodinium sp. CCMP2592 is the source of this 1272-nucleotide messenger RNA. The record is from the annotation of a GenBank genome assembly. NCBI's taxonomy places the organism in Eukaryota, Dinophyceae, Suessiales, Symbiodiniaceae.